This is a messenger RNA of Striga asiatica, 900 nucleotides long. The record is from the annotation of a GenBank genome assembly. NCBI's taxonomy places the organism in Eukaryota, Viridiplantae, Streptophyta, Magnoliopsida, Lamiales, Orobanchaceae.
AUGAAGCCCUUGAGAUAUGAGAAGAUUGCCAGGUUGCUUGCUAGCUUUUAUCAGGCAAGAAACAUGCCAGCCGGUCAUGCUGACGAUCGACGGCUGAGAUUUUCUGAUGAUGGGUUUCAGGUUGAUGAUCAGGGUUUUGAGUCAAAGGGGGAAUGUGAUUGUUUUGAUAUUUUUGAGGAUGAUUGGCCUGUGAAAGAUGAUGAGGAUGAAGAUUGCAGAACUUUCUGGGAAACACAAGGGUUCUUGCUUCAGGAAAUAUUGGAUCAGUGCAACUCAAGUUGUGAAAAGUUGAGGGAACAAAUCAAAAGAAACAUAGACAUGGCUAAAGACUCCAACUUUUGCAAUUGCCAGGACAAAUUAAACCUGAGAGGCUGUAUGAAGUGCCUAAGGCAAGCUGUGUUUAAUCAGCUAUGUAGCAAAGGUUUCAAUGCAGCCCUCUGCAAAUCCAAGUGGAAAAGAACACAUAAAAUACCAGGGGGGACCCAUGAAUACAUUGAAGUAAUUGCCAGCACAAAAUCGAGAACCAAGCACGGGAUUUUCGUGGUGGAAUUAGGGUUUCGGGACGAGUUCAAGAUGGGCAAAGCCUGUGAUGAGUACAAUAAACUUACCGAACCACUGCCUGAAGUCUACAUAGGCAAAACUGAACAUCUGAAUGCCGUUAUUCGUGUGGUUUGUGACGCGGCCAAGGAAUCUGCUAGGGAGGGAAAGAUUCAUAUCGGGCCAUGGAGAAAGAGGGAGUUCAUGGAAAUGAAAUGGUCAGCAUCGAGUGAGGGCAAAUUUCUCUGUACCUCACCAGAUGAACAACAUCUCGCUUGUGUUAGUUCAUCGAGAAGAGGGAGUUCACAUGCUGUGAAAACGAGCUUUGAAAUUACAAAUGCAACACCCGUGAAAGUUGCUUAG